GGACGGAGAAGGGCGCUGCCUCCCGCGGGGUCCCCUCUGGAAAGCAGCACUGGUUUCAAUUAAGUGUCCUCUGGUAAAAUUUGUCUCCUCAGCUCGGUUUGUUGUCGCGUCCCCGGAGUGGCGCCGGCAGCGGGAGAUGAGCAGGGACCUCAGGGGCAGGGGAUGCGCCCGGGGCAGAGGCUUCCAGGGAUGGCGAGGAGGAUGGCGAGGAGGAGGAGGAUGGCGAGGCAGAGGACAGAGGGGAGAGCCCAAAAGGAUGCCCGAACCUGCAAAAUCUCGACUAGUCCAAUCAACGAUGGACCAAUUUAUUCCCUAUAAGGGCUGGAAACUUUAUUUCUCUGAAGUUUACAAUGACAAGUCUCCUUUUGUCCAGAAGACUCAAGCCUUUGAAAAGUUUUUCAUGCAGCGCAUUGAACUUUAUGACAAGGAUGAAAUAGAAAGAAAAGGAAGCAUUCUCGUGGAUUAUAAGGAGCUAAUCCAGGACAGAGAGCUGACUAAAUCAAUACCAAAUAUAUCUGCUGAACUAAGGGACAUGCCUCAGAAAAUACUGCAGUGUAUGGGUCUGGCAAUUCAUCAGGUGCUCACCAAGGACCUGGAGAGACACGCGGCAGAGCUGCAGGUGCAGGAGGGAUUGCCCCUGCACGGGGACCCUGUCAUAAACGUGCCUCUCAUCCAUGCCAGGGUGUACAACUAUGAGCCUCUAACCCAGCUGAAAAACGUGAGGGCCAACUGCUACGGCAAGUACAUCGCGCUGCGUGGCACCGUGGUGAGGGUCAGCAACAUCAAACCCCUGUGCACCAACCUGGCCUUCGUCUGUGCUGCCUGUGGGGAUGUGCAGGGUGUUCCUCUCCCUGAUGGCAAGUACACCCUUCCCACCAAGUGUGCUGCCGUUGCACUGGAAGGUGCUGGGUGGUGUCCAGCUGCCCUCGUGUGUUGCAGGGUGCAGGAGCUCAUGUCGGACGACCAGCGGGAAGCAGGACGGAUCCCGCGCACCAUCGAGUGUGAGCUGGUCCAGGAUCUCGUGGACAGCUGUGUCCCAGGGGACAUGGUCACAGUCACAGGCAUAGUGAAGGUGGCAAGCACUGAGGAAGGAGCUUCUAAAAAUAAGAACGACAAGUGCAUGUUCUUACUGUACAUUGAGGCAAAUUCUGUCAGCAACAGUAAAGGACAAAAACUGAAGAAUUUUGAUGAUGAGACCUUUCAGAGAUCAUUCAUGGAGUUUUCCCUUAAAGACCUCUACGCUAUCCAAGAAAUUCAAGCUGAGGAAAAUCUGUUCAGGCUCAUUGUGAACUCUCUUUGUCCUGCAAUCUAUGGCCAUGAGAUUGUGAAGGCAGGGUUGGCCCUGGCCUUGUUUGGAGGAUGUCAGAAGUUUGUGGAUGACAAGAACAGAAUCCCAGUGCGAGGAGAUCCACAUGUUCUGGUUGUUGGAGAUCCAGGAUUAGGAAAAAGUCAAAUGUUGCAAGCUGUGUGUAACAUCGCUCCUCGAGGUGUGUAUGUUUGUGGUAAUACUUCCACCAGCUCUGGCCUGACUGUUACACUCUCCAGAGAUGGCACUUCUGGAGAUUUUGCCUUGGAAGCUGGUGCCUUAGUGCUUGGAGAUCAAGGAAUUUGUGGAAUAGAUGAAUUUGAUAAGAUGGGAAACCAGCACCAGGCUUUGUUGGAAGCCAUGGAACAGCAGAGCAUCAGCCUGGCCAAGGCUGGCAUUGUUUGCAGUCUGCCAGCUCGGACAUCCAUUGUUGCUGCAGCAAACCCCGUUGGAGGACAUUAUAACAAAGCCAAAACAGUGUCUGAGAACCUAAAAAUGGGGAGUGCUCUGCUGUCAAGAUUUGAUCUGGUUUUCAUCCUGCUGGACACGCCGAACGAGGACCACGACCACCUGCUGUCCGAGCACGUGAUGGCCAUGCGGGCCGGCCGGCGCGCCGCCUGCAGCAGCGCCCUGGUGACCCGGGCCAGCUCCCAGGAGCACUCUGUCCUCCAGGCCACCUCAGGUCGACCCCUGCUCGAGAGGCUGAAGAUCUCAACAGGAGAAAACUUUGAUGCCAUUCCCCAUCAGCUGCUGAGGAAGUACGUCGGAUACGCUCGGCAGUACGUGCACCCAAGCUUAUCUCCAGAGGCUGCACAAGUCCUCCAGGAAUUCUACCUUGAGCUCCGGAAACAAAACCAAGGAGCAGACAGCACCCCCAUCACCACGAGGCAGCUGGAGUCCCUGAUUCGACUGACAGAGGCACGAUCAAGGCUGGAAUUAAGAGAGAAGUCUACCAAGGAAGAUGCUGAGGAUGUAAUAGAGAUAAUGAAAUACAGCAUGCUGGGCACCUACUCGGAUGAGUUUGGGAAGCUGGACUUCGAGCGCUCCCAGCACGGCUCUGGGAUGAGCAAUCGCUCGCAGGCCAAGCGAUUCGUGUCUGCCCUGAGCAGCGUGGCUGAGAGGACCUACAACAACCUCUUCGACCUGCAGCAGCUGCGCCACAUCGCCAGGGAGCUGCAGCUCCGGGUAUCUGAUUUCGAAAGCUUUAUUGGAUCCCUAAAUGACCAGGGUUAUCUUUUGAAGAAAGGUUCAAGAGUUUAUCAGCUCCAGACCAUGUGAGAAGAGUCACUGUGAUGAACUUCCUUGGGAUGACUGUCCCCCUGGAGUGCUGGGCAUGCAGCACGUCCUGAGCUGAGCUGCACCUGCCACAGCACUGGGGUUUGCUGGGCUGGAGAUUCCCCUGCAGAAAAUUAGACUGGAAGGCUGCAACAGGACAAACUGGCACUUGGUACUGCUGCCUGGCUCAUCCUACAGCUCUCUGUUCCAAAUGGGACCUCAUCAUCCUCCGGGAGUGGAAGGUGUGUUUUUAUGCUGUUACACUGCCAUCAGGGGCUUUACUUCUGAAAGAGAUGCUGGACCCACAAAUUUCAGCCCAGAAAUCUUUCGUGAGAGGAAGGUACAAGCUGUACUUUCAGCACUGUAGUUCAUUUAAAGUCUAGAAAUGUUUCCAGAAGGUUCUGACAACACUGUUCUAUGGCUCUUACCAAAUGACACUUUACUGAAACUGACUUGAUUUUCUGCUUUGAAACAUGGUCUUUGAAGCCAAGGUUUUAUUUGAGAUCCAAGUCUGAUUUAAGAAAAUAUCCUUAUUACAAUAUUUAAUUUGUAAAGCAGGGAUUGGAUUUUGACUUCCAUUAAACUUUAUAUAUGAGAAAUAUUAUUUGUUCAAGGCUGUUUAAUGGCCAUUACAAGAUCUGU
Messenger RNA from Pyrgilauda ruficollis (rufous-necked snowfinch), 3223 nucleotides. It is a transcript of the gene MCM8, whose product is annotated as minichromosome maintenance 8 homologous recombination repair factor. The record is from RefSeq and is a predicted model, not a curated record. Gene Ontology annotation, molecular function: single-stranded DNA binding; single-stranded DNA helicase activity; ATP binding. Lineage: Eukaryota; Metazoa; Chordata; Aves; Passeriformes; Passeridae. Bases 137 to 2584 code for a protein of 815 amino acids. Gene Ontology annotation, biological process: double-strand break repair via homologous recombination. Gene Ontology annotation, cellular component: MCM complex; nucleus. The transcript has 17 exons.